Molecule: messenger RNA, 1173 nt
Organism: Saccostrea echinata
Lineage: Eukaryota; Metazoa; Mollusca; Bivalvia; Ostreida; Ostreidae
Product: protein gustavus-like
Exons: 4
Coding region: 157-777 (206 amino acids)
Biological process (GO): proteasome-mediated ubiquitin-dependent protein catabolic process
Cellular component (GO): SCF ubiquitin ligase complex
Molecular function (GO): protein binding
Source: RefSeq, a predicted model, not a curated record
UGACAGAGUAAAAGUAGGGUGAUUUAUAAAUAACCAACGAUCCUCAGAAUGCGGUGAAUGGGGGUAACACGGCGUUAAUGAACCAUUCUUUCAAAGUGUAAAAUUUAGUUCAAUUUGUCUUUUUUCAGAUAUUUCUGCUUCAGUCAGUCAUGAUAUAUGGGGAGUACGCCGUCUAAAAACAAUUCUCCAGCGUGGACCAGGACUGUUAUGUUCUCCCAGAAGUAUUACACAGACGGUCUCUUAACAGUAUCUAAAGGCUUCUCCAAAAUCAACAACAAUACAAUCGUCAGAACACGGACUGGAAAUGCAGUAACAGAUGGCGCAAAAUGGAGCAGACCAUUUAGAAGAGGAAAACACGUGUUUGAAAUAGUUUUCCCGCGUCAAAUGCGCGGAAAACACGCAUCGGUGGGUAUAGGUCUUAAAAAGGCAGCUGUUGUCAGUGAAUCAAACCAAACGCUUGUAGGAUCUGAUGAACAUUCUUGGGGUGUGGAUCUAGUGACUAAAGAGGUGUGCCAUAAUAAGAGGAGACUGGGGCGGUUCCCUGGUAUGUUGACGAACUUCCCGGACAGGUUUUACAUGUAUGUUGAUAUGGAUAUAGGCAGCUUACUGUUUGGCCAGGAAGACAAGUUCUUUGGAGCCGCACUGACAGACGAACAGUUAAUUGGGAGUGUUGUGUACCCUAUGGUGUCUGCUACUCAGACUGGGGCCGCCAUCACAGUAGUUUACAGAGGAAAAGGUAAACCGAUUGAAGGACCAUUAAGAAAAAAGCGGAAGUAGGAGUUAACACAGCUUAUAUAACUCAGGGAGGACGAGUCUCAAUAUCUUUUACGCAGAUAAAACUUUAUCAAAUUACCCGGUAUUUUUUCCCUCAGCAUUUUUCCCCAUCAUUCGUUAAAUCCAAAGAUUAUUCAAUAAUUCUAAUGACAUUGAUAAUAGUUGAGAAUAACCCGGUUAGGGACUUUUUCAAAUAAUUGAUAUAUAUAUAUAAAACAGAAACACUCUUUAAAAAAUAAUUAAAUACAUGUCUUGCAAUGGUCGUCUCCUGUCGUAUACGAACAUAAAUGCAAAGAUAUGUGGCCCUCUCUCUCUCUCUCUCACACACACACACAUAUUCUGGUCAAGAAGAACAUUACCCAUCUGAAACUUCAAACUUAUCAAUGUUUUUUUUUUUAA